GGCCUUGCUAUAGAAGGUGAUACAGUACCUGAAAUGGGCCAUGCUAUAGAAUUCAGUAUAGUACCUGAAAUGGGCCAUGCUAUAGAAGGUGGUAAAGUACCUGAAAUGGGCCUUGCUAUAGAAGGUGGUACAGUACCUGAAAUGGGCCAUGCUAUAGAAGGUGGUAAAGUACCUGAAACGGGCCAUGCUAUAGAAGGUGGUACAGUACCUGAAGUGGGCCAUGCUAUGGAAGGUGGUACAUGACCUGAAAUGGGCCAUGCUAUAGAAGGUGGUACAUGACCUGAAAUGGGCCAUGCUAUAGAAGGUGGUACAUGACCUGAAAUGGGCCAUGCUAUAGAAGGUGGUACAUUACCUGAAAUGGGCCUUGCAAUAGAAGGUGGUACAGUACCUGAAGUGGGCCAUGCUAUAGAAGGUGGUACAGUACCUGAAAUGGGCCAUGCUAUAGAAGGUGGUACAGUACCUGAAGUGGGCCAUGCUCAGGAAGGUGGUACAUUACCUGAAAUGGGCCUUGCAAUAGAAGGUGGUACAGUACCUGAAGUGGGCCAUGCUAUAGAAGGUGGUACAGUACCUGAAAUGGGUCAUGCUCAGGAAGGUGGUACAGUACCUGAAGUGGGCCAUGCUAUAGAAUGUGGGACAGUAUCUGAAGUGGGCCAUGCUAUAGAAGGUGGUACAGGACCUGGAAUGGGCCAUGCUAUAGAAGGUGGUACAGUACCUGAAAUGGGCCUUGCUAUAGAAGGUGGUACAGUACCUGAAAUGGGCCAUGCUAUAGAAGGUGGUACAGUACCUGAAAUGGGCCUUGCUAUAGAUGGUGGUACAGUACCUGAAAUGGGCCAUGCUAUAGAAGGUGGUACAGUACCUGAAGUGGGCCAUACUAUAGAAGGUGGGACAGUACCUGAAGUGGGCCAUGCUAUAGAAGGUGGUACAUUACCUGAAGUGGGCCAUACUAUAGAAGGUGGUACAGUACUUGAAGUGGGCCAUGCUAUAGAAGGUGGUACAUUACCUGAAGUGGGCCAUACUAUAGAAGGUGGUACAGUACUUGAAGUGGGCCAUGCUAUAGAAGGUGGGACAGUACCUGAAGUGGACCAUGCUAUAGAAGGUGGUACAGUACCUGAAGUGGGCCAUACUAUAGAAGGUGGGACAGUACCUGAAGUGGGCCAUACUAUAGAAGGUGGGACAGUACCUGAAGUGGGCCAUUCUAUAGAAGGUGGUACAGUACUUGAAGUGGGCCAUGCUAUAGAAGGUGAAGGUGGGACGGUGACAGUACCUGAAGUGGGCCAGGUUCUGUAG
Oncorhynchus keta (chum salmon) is the source of this 1287-nucleotide messenger RNA. RefSeq names its product enterin neuropeptides-like. Bases 322 to 1287 code for a protein of 321 amino acids. The record is from RefSeq and is a predicted model, not a curated record. The transcript is spliced from 4 exons. NCBI's taxonomy places the organism in Eukaryota, Metazoa, Chordata, Actinopteri, Salmoniformes, Salmonidae.